Molecule: messenger RNA, 621 nt
Organism: Candidula unifasciata
Lineage: Eukaryota; Metazoa; Mollusca; Gastropoda; Stylommatophora; Geomitridae
Source: the annotation of a GenBank genome assembly
AUGUAUCGGAGAUUCACCGCAGACAUGGCAGCCUCCAAACUACGGAUUGUUCUCUUUCUGGGAUCAACCAGAGACGGCCGCAUGGGUUUGAGGGUGGCCCGGUUUAUGAAGAAACAACUGGAACUGCACAACUAUCAUGUGGAUGUAUUCGAUCCUUUGGAGCUAAAGUUCCCUCUGCUGGAGAAAGCUGUUUAUCAUUACCCAGACCGCAGCCAAGCUCCCAAGUGGAUGGUGGAGUGUGAGGAGAAAGUGAAACAGGCAGAUGCAUUUGUGGUGGUCUCUGCCGAAUACAACCACAGCAUCCCUCCAGCUCUCAGUAACAUGCUGGAUCACUUCCCAGCAAGUAUCUUUGGCUACAAGCCCAGCGGCAUUGUCACCUACUCCAUGGGGAUAUAUGGCGGUAUGAGAGCAGCGAUGCAGCUGCGAGCUUUUCUGAGCGAACUAGGAACUCUAAGUGUGUCCAACAUAUUUGGUAUCCCAGAAGUGCAAAAAGCCCUGGAUGAAAAUGGCAAGCCUAUUAAUGACCACAUGGAGAAGGCAGCAAAGACGCUGAUUCAACAACUCGACUGGAUGACAAAAGCCAUGAAAACUCACAGGGACAAGUUUGGAGUUCCGCAGUAA